AUGGUGGCCAAGAGGCGCAAGAAGAGGACGGUGGCACGGGAGCUCUACAUCCACAUAGUGUCGGCUCGUUACCUGCCAGCAAUGGACCCCAACGGGCUGUGCGACUGCUUCUGCAGGAUCAAGCUGAAUGACGCACUGCUGGGAAAGACGAAGACGAUCUACAGGAACAGGUUCCCUCGAUGGGAUGCCAAGUUCGGUCCUUUCAGGCUCGAAAGCCCAUUCCAGACAAUCGUCGUGGAGCUAGAGGACGAAGACAUCAGCAGGAACGACCUCAUCGGAUAUGCUUCAGUAGAUGUAGCAGACGUGGCUUUAGCUAAGGGCAGGAGGGUAAGGAGGUGGUUUGGCGUGCGAAGGAUUGAAGCAGAGUACAAGCCGUGGGAGAGGAGGGCCAAUUCCGAGGACGAGUGGAUCAGAGAAAACGAUGGCGAGUUCGCAGUGUCGAAGGAGAACAACGUGUCGGAGGUGCUGCUGGAAGUGAGCUACAGGGGCGACUACUACAACGAGAUCCAAGAUCUGCUGAAGCGCUUGUUCGAGGGGGCCCGGCCUCCUCCUCCUUCUGCCGAUGAGAUGUUCCGCAAACUCAUGGAGGAGGCAAAUGCGCAUGAGGACGGGGAGGCGGUGGAGGUGCUAGAAGCGAAAGAUCAGGCCCUGAUCCGGACAAUGAAAAAGGCGCAGCAGGGGACUCUGCGACCUCAGAGUAGCGAAAGGUUGCUUCAUACGCCCUUCUCCGCCCCCGGAGGGUGGUCGAGGCCAGUUGGUACCCUGGACUAUCACGGCGAGAGAACGAGGCCGAGCACAACAGCAGCGGCUCAGACGCUGCUCAACGAGGAGAGGUCGCCUCGUGCUCUUGCUGUGAAGCUUUUCUUGCCGGGAGAUGGCGAGCAGGGCGUGAGGAGAGACGCGUUUGCCCGCAGGUCCGCUCAGAGGGGGAGAAACACAGAGCAGGCAGCGAGAUCUCCGACCUCCGUCUCCUCUCCCCGACGAUACUCUGACAUCCGGGAGGCGUCAGUCAGUCCGUUCUCUCGGGCCCUGCACUCGCCGCUGCAUCAGGCCACGCCGCUGCUACGGAGCCGGGCACUUCAUCCAGUGCAAGACACAAUCAAGCACUGCUACGCUGAGGUUGAGAGUGGGUCUGUGCAGGUGAGAUGGGAGGUGAAGACAUUCGGGGUGGGAGGGGCCAAGAUGAGUGUGAAGAGAAUGGGAUGGAGGAUGGAGGAUGGAGGAUGGAGGAUGGAGGAUGGAAGAGAGAAGGAGGAUGAAGAGAAGGCGCUAGUGGUUCAGGCCCCUGUUCUUGAGCAGAAUCCAAGCAGUUCCUCCUCCUCCUGGUGUUCGAUCGGCGUAAGGGCAAGAGUAAGCGCAUUAGGCCCGGGAGGACUGGAGCAAGAGCAAGAGCAGGGGUCUGGAGAAUGGCUUGUCGAGGGCAGUGGAAGACAUGGAGUGGAGAACGUUGAGUCAUACAUCUCCAUGUUGAUCAGGAUCGCAUCGGUCGAGGCCAACGAGGGGAAGGUACCUCAGUGCAAGAAGAGUGUCUUUCGUGCUGUAGAGACUUGCGAGCGAUUGGUCGGAGCUCAGAGUCAGUUCAUGCUCAACACCUUGUGGAGGUGCGUGCAGCUGCUGAUGAAGAUCGAGCUAUUGGACGAUGCAGAGGAAUACUUGAUGCGAAUGCUCGAGAUCCUACAGGAAAAGAAGAGGAGCCAGGAGCUCGCCGAAAACCUUCACCUCCCUUCUCCACUCCGACGGACCGGGCAGCCAGCGCAGCAAGAUUCCAACGAGGAGCAGAUCUCCGUGGUCACCAGGCAGCUGAACGACCUCAAUCGCUUGAAGAAGAAGAGCAGCAAGAAACCAGAGCCGGUGAAAGCAAGCUCAGCAAAGUCGAGCUCGAAGCAAGAUGCAAGGCUCAAGGCAACGCCCUGUCCUUGA
This is a messenger RNA of Guillardia theta CCMP2712, 1920 nucleotides long. RefSeq lists its product as hypothetical. Lineage: Eukaryota; Cryptophyceae; Pyrenomonadales; Geminigeraceae. The record is from RefSeq and is a predicted model, not a curated record. Bases 1 to 1920 code for a protein of 639 amino acids. The transcript has 9 exons.